UAACAACAACAACAAACAUCAACAAACAUCAACAAAACAACAAUAGAAGCAGCAGCAGCAGCAACAAAGGCACAACAUCGAUUGAGAUCGAUUAACGCAUCGUGCUAAGCGGCGGGCGCUACUCGAACAUGGCGCCUCGGAUAUAGUUGUAGCUUUAAUGUAGCAGGCGACAUCCAUGUGCCUCAUGCCUUGGAAAUCUGAGGCUCUCAUCGUUGGCCGCAUAGACAAUGACAGAAGAUUCCGACUCGAUAUCUGAGGAAGAACGCAGUUUGUUCCGUCCCUUUACCCGCGAAUCAUUGGUGCAAAUUGAACAACGCAUUGCCGCUGAACAUGAAAAGCAAAAGGAGCUGGAAAGAAAGAGAGCCGAGGGAGAGGUGCCGCAAUAUGGUCGCAAGAAAAAACAAAAAGAAAUCCGAUAUGAUGACGAGGACGAGGAUGAAGGUCCACAACCGGAUCCUACACUUGAACAGGGUGUGCCAAUACCUGUUCGAUUGCAGGGCAGCUUCCCGCCGGAAUUGGCCUCCACUCCUCUCGAGGAUAUCGAUCCAUACUACAGCAAUGUACUGACAUUCGUAGUUGUAAGCAAGGGAAAAGAUAUUUUUCGCUUUUCUGCAUCAAAAGCAAUGUGGCUGCUCGAUCCAUUCAAUCCGAUACGUCGUGUGGCCAUUUACAUUUUAGUGCAUCCAUUAUUUUCGUUAUUUAUCAUUACCACCAUUCUCGUGAACUGCAUAUUGAUGAUAAUGCCGACAACGCCCACGGUCGAGUCCACUGAGGUGAUAUUCACCGGAAUCUACACAUUUGAAUCAGCUGUUAAAGUGAUGGCACGAGGUUUCAUUUUAUGCCCGUUUACGUAUCUUAGAGAUGCAUGGAAUUGGCUGGACUUCGUAGUAAUAGCUUUAGCUUAUGUGACCAUGGGUAUAGAUUUAGGUAAUCUAGCAGCCUUGCGAACGUUUAGGGUGCUGCGUGCGCUAAAAACCGUAGCCAUUGUUCCAGGCCUGAAAACCAUCGUCGGAGCGGUCAUUGAGUCUGUGAAAAAUCUGCGCGAUGUGAUAAUAUUGACAAUGUUCUCCCUUUCGGUGUUCGCACUGAUGGGCCUCCAAAUCUACAUGGGCGUGCUGACACAGAAAUGCAUUAAGAAAUUCCCGCUUGAUGGUUCCUGGGGCAACUUGACCGAUGAGAAUUGGGAUUAUCAUAAUCGCAAUAUUUCCAAUUGGUAUUCGGAGGACGAUGGCAUAUCGUUUCCGCUAUGUGGCAAUAUCUCUGGCGCCGGUCAAUGCGAUGACGAUUACGUGUGUCUCCAGGGGUUUGGACCGAAUCCCAACUAUGGUUAUACCAGUUUCGAUUCAUUCGGUUGGGCAUUUCUAUCCGCCUUCCGUCUGAUGACGCAAGACUUUUGGGAGGACCUGUACCAGCUGGUGCUACGCGCCGCUGGACCCUGGCACAUGCUGUUCUUUAUAGUCAUCAUCUUCCUAGGUUCAUUCUAUCUUGUGAAUUUGAUUUUGGCCAUUGUUGCCAUGUCAUAUGACGAAUUGCAAAAGAAGGCCGAAGAAGAGGAGGCUGCCGAAGAGGAGGCGAUACGUGAGGCAGAAGAGGCGGCCGCUGCGAAGGCCGCUAAGUUGGAGGAGCGAGCCAAUGCGCAGGCGCAAGCCGCCGCAGAUGCAGCCGCCGCCGAAGAGGCGGCCCUGCAUCCCGAAAUGGCCAAGAGUCCAACGUAUUCGUGUAUCAGCUAUGAGCUAUUCGUGGGCGGUGAGAAGGGCAACGACGACAACAACAAGGAGAAGAUGUCCAUACGCAGCGUCGAAGUGGAGUCGGAGUCGGUGAGCGUUAUACAAAGACAACCAGCACCUACCACAGCACACCAAGCUACCAAAGUUCGUAAAGUGAGCACGACAUCCUUAUCCUUACCUGGUUCACCGUUUAACAUACGCAGGGGAUCACGUAGUUCUCACAAGGUAAGCGCCCAAUACACACACACACACACACACAC
Molecule: messenger RNA, 1987 nt
Organism: Drosophila navojoa
Lineage: Eukaryota; Metazoa; Arthropoda; Insecta; Diptera; Drosophilidae
Gene: para
Product: sodium voltage-gated channel paralytic
Biological process (GO): neuronal action potential; sodium ion transmembrane transport; membrane depolarization during action potential
Cellular component (GO): voltage-gated sodium channel complex; plasma membrane
Molecular function (GO): calcium ion binding; voltage-gated sodium channel activity
Source: RefSeq, a predicted model, not a curated record